AUGCCUGGGGUACCAGGAACACAAGGCUUGUCAGGCUUACAAGGUUUACCAGGAGCAUUUGGAAAGACGGGAGAUCCAGUGAGUUUAUGUGAAUUAAACAAAGUCUGUAAAGUAGAGCAGGUUUUGUCGGUGUACAAGGUCUUCCUGGUCGUGUUGGCCCAGCAGGUCAGAAGGGGUCAAUUGGAUUGCAAGGGUGUACCUGGAGUGAGAGGCAAGGCUGGACCAAAAGGAGAAAAAGGCAACAUUGGAUUGCGAGGUUUUGUUGGAUUGAAAGGAGAACAAGGUGACGUAGGACAAAAAGGUGAAAAUGGAGUAAAAGGAGAAGUUGGUCAUAGAGGAGAUCAAGGUAUUCAAGGUCCAGUGGGUCCAAGAGGUUUACAAGGAGUUAGAGGAUUUCCUGGAUACAAAGGAGAGAAAGGUUCACAAGGUUUGCAAGGCAUUCCUGGAUUAACUCCACUUUCUGAAAUAAAGAAACUUGAACGUUUGGUGACAAAAUUAUACAAUGAACUGAAGGUUCCCAGGGUUCCAGUUGGUGAUGAAGCUGAUACAUGCAACAUGAGCACAUUAGGUUAUUUGUUCUACCACAGUACUAAUAGAUCUUUGCUGUUGUGUGAUUCUGAGCAGUGGGUUGAAAUAUGGUGGAAAUCAUACAAAUCUUGUUCUGCUGUUGAACAUAAGAUCGACUCUGUUCAGUUUGUGCAUAAAGUCAAGUCUCGUUCACUUGUAAAGGUUUAUUGUGAUUAUUCUGUGAUCUCUAGUGGGUGUGCACUUGUGUGGAAACACUCAUAUUUUCAAGUUGGAAAUCCAACUGAUGACAUGCGUACUUUCAGUUCAGUCGAUUGUCCAUGUACUGAUCUGUCUGAUGGUUGGUGUAAUGUGGGUAACAAGGAUAAUGUUGCUGGUAAUGUUCAAUUGACAGUUGCUUAUCACGAAGGAGAAGUUGCGUAUGCAUAUCGUGGUGAUCGUAAUUCUGAAGUGGGAAAGUCAUGGCGUGGAGCAAUACUCAACAAUCCAGUCAAAAUUACAGAUCAUUGUAAUAGAGGGAAUGGGAUUCCUCCAGAGCCAAGUAUUGUUUCAUCUGGAAUACCGGGAUUGACAUUUGACAAACAGAAUCCUGGUGUAUACACUGGUAACUGUGAUACAGAUACAUACAAGAGUAUGGGAGAAUGUCGUUGGGCAAAUUGUCAGUUACCUUCAUCUAUCUCAUCCAAAACAUAUUCUGUACAAAUGACAGUUGCUAUAUUUCUUUGUUGACUUUGCACACAGCACUGCAUGGGUAGUUUGCAUGUUGAUCUUGUUUGCAUUGCAUGAAAUGUAACAUUUAGUAUUGUGAACCUUGUGCUUUCUUGUCAGGACUUCACAGCAUCAUGUGCUUUGUUGUGUUUCUGAUUUCCAACCAUAAAAGUUUAUUACAUGCAAA
Corticium candelabrum is the source of this 1420-nucleotide messenger RNA. RefSeq names its product collagen alpha-2(XI) chain-like. The record is from RefSeq and is a predicted model, not a curated record. Gene Ontology annotation, biological process: extracellular matrix organization. Bases 1 to 1254 code for a protein of 417 amino acids. Gene Ontology annotation, molecular function: extracellular matrix structural constituent conferring tensile strength. NCBI's taxonomy places the organism in Eukaryota, Metazoa, Porifera, Homoscleromorpha, Homosclerophorida, Plakinidae. The transcript has 8 exons.